UAAAAGUGAUGUAUAGUUAUUUAUAUAGUUAUUGCUAUAUAAUUCUAGUACGAAAUGAAUUUUAUAGAAGCCUAAUACUUUUAUAGUAUAUAUGCCGUUUGAUUUGUAUUCUAAAAGCUCGUUACGAUGUACAUUCAUUAUUCUACGACGAGUUGAAUGCAAUUAAAAACUCAUGACUUUGCGGAUUUCUAUGUAAAAUAAUUCAUUAUAUUUCAGCAAUUAAAAAGUUGCUUUGAAAAUAUUGCCAAUGCGCAGCUGAUUUUAGAACGAGGGAACAGUUGCUGAUGAUAUAGACCAGCGUUUCUCAAUCUUUUUGUUGUUGUACGACUCAACAUAUUUAUUUGCAAUACUAUCGCAAUCGAAAUAUUUACAAUAUAAAAUUUUUAAAAACCUGAUGGUUUAGGGCCACUGUAUAUUAUUUUAAAGACACAGCUUAAAAUAAGUCAGUUACUCCGUUAUCAUCGCAAACCCGCAAGAAACAUCAUACGAAAACUCUUUGGAAAUCUUUUAUAAAAUUAAUUACUUUAUUCGCUUUGAUGUGAGAUAGGAACAGUAAUUUCGUGGCCAAUAGAUUGAGAACCUCUGAUAUAGACCAUGCAUAUUCAAACUUGUCGACGUGCACUGGUGAUUUUCCAGUUGCUUCCAGCUAGUCGUAGAGUAGUGAGAGUAGCGAGUAACAGUAUUUUUAGAAUCAAAUUAAACAACAUGCCACUAGAUAUCGAAAUGUUCAUUAGCGAGAUUGAGAAACGAUCAGCAAUAUAUAAUACAAAAUUAAAAGAAUAUUCUGAUAAGAAUUUAAAAAAAAAAUUAUGGAUAGAAUUGUGUGAGAAAUUUGUUGAAAAUUGGGAUGAUCUAAGUACUUCAGAUAAGGAGGAGAAGAGAGGAUGCUGCGGAUCAAUGAAAAAGAAGACAAUAGUCGGCGGUUACGUUUUCACUUGGUGGUUCGUCACAGAUGUCCAGCGAUUGUCGCUCGAAGUAAUGACAUUAAAUCCAGUUUGCGAGAACGUCGAGACUGCCCAAGGUGUACCACUGACCGUCACCGGAGUGGCCCAGUGCAAGAUCAUGAAGGCCGACGAACUUUUACAUACUGCCAGCGAACAAUUUCUCGGAAAGAGUGUCCACGAAAUAAAAUCAACUAUAUUAUCCACUCUCGAGGGCCAUUUACGUGCAAUUUUAGGUACGCUCUCGGUCGAGGAGGUUUACAAAGAUCGCGAUCAAUUUGCUGCACUCGUACGAGAAGUCGCAGCACCUGAUGUCGGCCGUAUGGGUAUAGAGAUCCUCUCAUUCACGAUAAAGGACGUUUACGAUGACGUUCAAUACUUGGCGUCACUCGGAAAAGCUCAAACUGCAGCAGUUAAACGUGAUGCUGACGUUGGCGUCGCUGAAGCUAAUCGUGACGCUGGAAUACGCGAAGCCGAGUGCGAGAAAGCGGCUAUGGACAUUAAGUACAACACCGACACGAAGAUUGAAGAUAACGCGAGGCUCUUCCAAUUGCAAAAGGCUCAUUUCGAUCAGGAGGUCAAUACUGCUAAAGCCGAAGCCCAGCUCGCUUACGAAUUACAAGCCGCAAAAAUAAGGCAACGAAUACGAAACGAAGAAAUACAGAUAGAAAUCGUCGAGAGGCGUAAACAGAUCGAAGUAGAGGAACAGGAGGUACGUCGAAAGGAACACGAACUUCAAAGUACUGUGCGAUUACCAGCUGAAGCAGAACAUUAUAAAAUUGGAAAAGUGGCUGAAGGAAAAAGAACGCAAACGGUGAGCGCAGCUAAAGCCGAAGCCGAGAGGAUUCGAUUGAUCGGAGAAGCCGAAGCUCAAGCUUUGGAAGCCGUUGGAAUAUCGGAAGCUGAGCGUAUGCGAAUGAAAGCUGUAAUCUACAAGAAAUAUGGCGAGGCGGCGAUACUCAAUAUUGCUUUGAACGCCCUGCCGAAGAUCGCUGCCGAAGUUGCAGCACCGUUAGCAAGAACGGAAGAGAUAGUUCUGUUAGGUGGAAAUGAUACGACGAGCGGUGAAAUCACACGUUUGGUAGGUCAAGUACCUCCAGCAGUUCAAGCCUUGACAGGUGUCGAUCUUUCAAAGGUUUUAGGAAAAAUACCAGGUGCGAAGUAAGACAUCGCGUCUGAGGAAAGAUCACACCGACCAGGCGAAUAAUUCGCCAGAAUUUCUUUAUUUUGGAACAAAAUCUAUACUGCCAAAGACUUCUCUGCUAAACUCCAUUAUUUACCGACGGUAUUUCACUUUUUCCUGUUUCCCGAAUCACUCUACCUCACGUUCAAAUGGAACGAAGUCGAAUAGAAAAAGAGAGAGAUAGAGAAAGAGAUAGAAAAAGAGAUAGAGAGAGAGAGAGAGAAAGAGAGAAAGAGAGAGAGAAUAAUACAUUUCAAUUUAUGUUCUAUAAAGAUGCGUUGAUUAAAAAUCGAUCGUAUUAUCGACAAAUUAUCUUUAAUUUUUACGGACAGUGAACAUGCAACGCACAGUUAAUACUUUUGUUUUCCUUUUGUUUUCCUCAUUCUUAUUUUAUUGUUGUUGUUGUUGUUGUUUUUCUGUUUUCUUUUCUUCUUUUUUUUGUCUUUUUUUUUUAUAAAUCUUCUGAUGGAAAAAAUAUUAUAUUUCUCUUAUUGUAUAGAAUCCGACUUAUUCAAUCGCACUCGCAUAUCUCGCGUUUCUUCCUUCCACAAACACAAAUCUACUUGUUGUUUUUCUUUUCUCUUGUAUCUUUUUUCAUUUUUUAAUUCCAUAACAGACGCGCACGUAUGUAUGUAUCAAUUUAGGUAAGAAAACUCUUGAAAGGAGAUCGAUCGAAAUUUGUAAACGUUGUUAAAUCUAAAUGAUUCAACGACGUGUAAUACACAAUAAAACGUCCCGAGACGCGGCGAAUACGAAAAAUUUAUUCUCAUUCGCCGUUCGGAUAUUUUAGUAAUUAUAAAAUUGACUAGCCACUGAUAUUACGAAGUAGCGAUCGAAGGUAACGUCAUUAAUAAGUUUACGAGUCUAUUGUGAUUGAAAUUUUCGAUCAUUGUGUUCAACCUAUGGUAUAUGAAUAAAAUUAAAUCAAAGAAAAGAGAAAGGAGAAAGAGAAAGCGUAGAAACGCGUAUGGGAUAAGAUUAUGUCGGAUACUUUUCUUAGACAUUUGUAUAUACUUAUUUAAGCGAUCGUAUGUAUGUAUGUACAUGCGUACAGAGUGAUCCAUUUAAAGCUAAGAUUUAUCGUAAAAUAAACAUUUUGGAAACUUCGACGAACGAUAAAAAAAAAAGAACGAAUUAAGUAAGGAAGGAAAGAGAAAGAAAAAGUCAAAGAUAAAUGGAGAGAAAGAAAGAAGUAUGUAUAUAACUUUGAUUUCUCUAUCAUUAGAUUUCAAUCGUCGAACUGAUUCCAUUAUCUCGUAAUGUACAUGGCUUUAAAUGAAACACUUUGUACGAUAGUGUUAACCCAGGUCUCCGUUUACGAAAUAGGAGAUACUUUGUUCUAAUUCGUCGCGUUAAAAAAUCUACACUGCAUGCUCUUGUACUACGUAUCGGAACUAAUACGGCUUUUCAAAUGGAUAAUAACAUAUUCCGAGCAGAAGAGUGCCAAUCUGUACAUACCGAUAUGAUCUUAAUGGUGAGAAAAUUAGAAAGGAUAAUGAGAGACACACUGAUCGAAACUAGGAUCUGAUAUUUUUCACACAGAGAGAAUGGAUCAUUAGAUCUUUCUCGAAUACAUCGUAUGUAUUUUACAUGUACAUACAUUUUUGAAAGGGAAGUUGGGAGUCGUAAGAUUGUCAGCCAUGAAUAAGUCUUCCCAAAAUAGAAGAAACCAAAUAGAAAAUGCAACAAAACAAAAAAAUAGCGCGUUUACGGCAGUACAAAAGAAAAAAAUAAAUAAAAAGAAAUAAUAAAGUAAAAUAAAACCAUAGUGUCACUUCUAGUGGCACUGGAAUUAAUUAAGCGAUAAAAUCGUAUUAGCGACCAAAGAAGACGAAAGGACGUAAAUUCGUUGAAAAUAAUCAAAUUAUACAUUCUCUUCGAACAUCGUAUAGCCUGUAUAAAAAAAAAGCAAAAAAUAACAAAAAAAAAACACAAAAAAAGGAAAAAAAAAAACAAAAAAAAAAGAUAUUUUUUAGCGAAUAAUUAGCGCGACCGUUCCGAUGCAUAGUAAAAUACGAGCCAAAAAUUCGCUUCACCCAAUAUAUAUAUAUAUAUAUAAUAUUAUAUAUUACAUAUAAUAUUAUUAUAUUAAUAUGUAAUAUUAAUAUAUAUAAUAAUAUAUUAAUAUAUAGUAUUAAUGUAUAUAAUAUAUAGAUAAUAUAUAUAAUAUUAUAUAUAUUAUACACACACACACACACACACAAAUAUAUAUAUAUACACAUAUACACUUAGCUUGAAAAAUUCUUCGAGUUGAGAAUAAUAAGUUCUCGCGUGUAAGACAUACAUACACAUACACAGACAUAUACACACUCACGAGGUGUCUUUAAAAAGAUAAUUUUAAAUAAAGGAUUAAAAUUGGAUCUUAAAAAGUGUUCGAUUGUAUCAUCGAACGUCCGAUCGACGGUGAGAAUCUUUAUUCGAUCAAUUCCGUCAAAGAGGAUACUCAAGUUUGAAUAGCUUAAAGUGAUUCGACGAUAGCUUAUUUAUGUUAAAAAUAAUAUCAUCAAAGUUUCAAUCGUCGCUUUCAAGAUCGCUCUAACUAACAAUAAGUGGAUUCCAUUGUGACAAUUUUGAAUAAUCUUUAUUUUUCAUUCUAUAUUAUUUUUAAAUUGAUCACGUGAUAGUAUUCAUAUUAAUCUUUUACAUUUUUUCAAUUCAUUUGUUUUUUAAUCUUUUCAUUAGCUUUUUAACCCUUUCGAUACAGUGAAAUUAAAUCAUAAACUUGUUCUUUUCGAUAAACAAUAUUAAAAAUCUAUGAGGACAAAAUACAAAAUUCAAAAACAAGAAAAACAAGUGAUUAUAUGCAGUCGAAAAAAGUGCUUAUAUAUCUAAAAUAACUAAUACAUUUUUAAAUGAGAAUCUAUCUAUAUAGGAGGGCUAUCUAUUGAAUGUAUGUAUAUGAAAAAUGUAAUAUAUAUAUAUAUAUAUAUAUGUCCAUAGUAACGAAAGGGUUAAUGGAUAUAACGCCAACUUAAAUGGUUGAAUCAUUUUUACUUCGCAAUUGAAAAAGGUAAUACAUUCGAUUUAAUCUUUGAAAAUAACGAUUGUACACAAAAUGGUAUUUAUAUAUUAUAUUAUACAUAAUUAAACACGGACUCGUUCGAGCCUAGCUAAGCCAAUUAUUUACGUUUAACACUAUAAAAUCUGCAUUAACAAUGCAGUAUUUUAGCAAUUAGUUUUAAGAUAUUAAUUUCGUCGUUUUAUAUCGAUGUACUACUCUCGUUGUUAGUAAAACGGUCUUAUUACUACUAAUCCGUCUAAUCCGAUAAUAUAUAGUCAUUAUUAUUAUUAUUUUUAUUAUUUUUUUUUCUUUGUAUCAUUGUAACUAACAGAAAGCAUUAAGAAUCGCAUGUAUUUGAUAAACAAACCGUUUUUAUUAUACUCCAAAUGUAAAUUCCAAGCAAGAUUGUAUAUUUUAAAUUUAUUAGAGAAAAUUGUUUUAAUAUUAAUAUCAUUAUUAUUACUAUUAUUACUAUUAUUAUUAUUAUUACUAUUACUAUUAUUACUAUUAUUAUUAUUAUUAUUAUUAUUAUUAUUAUUAUUAUUAUUAUUAUUAGUAUUAUUAUUAUUAUUAUUAUUAUUAUUAUUAUUAUUAUUAGUAUUAUUAUUAUUAUUAUUAUUACUAUUAUUAUACAUUCCGCUUGAUUUAUUUUCAUGCACUUUUAUUCUUGGAUGAUGAUAAUGAUGAUGAUGAUGAUGAUGAUGAUGAUGAUGAUGAUGAUGAUGAUGAUGAUGAUGAUGAUGAUGAUGAUGAUGAUGAUGAUGAUGAUGAUGAUGAUGAUGAUGAUGAUGAUGAUGAUGAUGAUGAUGAUGAUGAUGAUGAUGAUGAUGAUUAUGAUUAUGAUAAUGAUAAUGAUGAUGAUAACGAUAACGACGACGACGAUGAUUUAAUGACACAAUAAUUAUAAUUUUCUGUAUAAAACAAGAUAAGACAUAUAGGAUGAGCGUGCGAUUUAUCAUCUGACUGUUUCUUUUCUUUAUCUCCUGUAAGAUCCGCUAUAUAGGAUCUUGCUGUAUAUCGAAGAGGGAUUUUUUACAUUCUCUUUGCAAUGACCCAUCAAAAAAAUUAACAGGCAAACAAUUGAUAUUAUUUGGACGCACAAUUUUUUUUCUAGUUCUUUGAUUCAUGUUCCAUCCUCGUUUGAAUAGACGAUAACAAAACAGAUGGUAUAAUCUCAUGCUCGAUGUAUACAUACCUUCGCCGUCUUCGAUAUACAUACGUAUAUACGUAACGUACACGUUAGAUUUCGAAAGACUAAGGAUCUUCGUUAUGUCAGCGAAUUUACAUCCAUUUUAUGAUUUUUUUCGAGAGUUUUCUAUUUUCUAAUACAAGAGGAUUCGAUAAUCGUUGGUCUAAAAAAUUGUUCUAAAACAGUAUCUUCUAUAUAUUCUUCUAAAUAUCGAUUGUAUUAUAUCGUACAUGGUCUCAUUACAGAAAUUCGAACCUUUGAAUCUCAAACCUAUGUAAUGGUUGCCUUAAAAUAUUUUACAUUUGAUAAAAUCCUUUUAUGAUACAUAGUGAAUUUGUCAUAUAUAUAGCUUAAUAUGUAUGCAUGUACAGGAUGAUUAUAAAUUGAGCCAGUUAAUUAUCUUAUUUGUUAUAAACAAUAGAAAGUAAAUUUAUCAAGAAAAGUUUCACGAUUUCAUGUGUGAAAUAUUUUAAAAGUACGAAAUAGCAGAUUCAAUUUUCGCUUAAACCGAAAGUUUUAUGAUUUUUACCGUUUUUUAGGGAACAUUCUCAUUUUUCUAAUUAAUUAGAUAUUUUAUUCGAUUAUCUUUAAAAAAUUAUUAAACAAAUAAAAGCAUAAAGUUAUGAAUUAACGAGAUAUUAGCGUGUAUAAUUAUAUGAACAAUAGUAUAUACUUUUAGAUGUAAAGAAUCUUAAGAGGUCAUGAAAAAAUGAAAAAUACACAAAACAAUCUUAUAAUAAGUUUAAUUAUUACCUAAUUAAAGCUAUUAAUUGAAAACACAAAGUUUAAAAUUAAUUUAUAAUAAUGAACAAAAUGAUAGCUUACUUAAUUCAAUAAAUGUCCAAAGUGUGCACCAUUACCUUAUAUGCACAAUUAACAUCUUUUAAUCUUAUUUCUUUGUUCAUAUGUUUUCUAACAUUUCAGCUGUUAUUUGAUUAACAGCAUUCAUAACUUUUAUUUGUAAUUCUCUUUAAUUUGUAACUGUUUUGACAUUAUAUCUCAUCUUUUAUAAAUUGUCACAUAAGAAGAUUUAAUAGUAUUAGAUCAGGUGAUCUUAUGGUCAUCUAUCAAAUUGUGACAUAUACGAUCAAUUUCAUUAUAUUUAAUGUUACUGUUUCUGUCUACAUAACAUACUUCAGACGUUAAUAUCUCGUUCAAUAUUAACUUCAAGUCUAUAUCUUUUUAAUAAUUUGUUAAACAUAAUUAAUUAAAAUAUCUGAUUAAUUAAAAAUAUAAUAUAUUCCAUAAAAAGAAACUAAGAACCCAUUGAACUUUAGGUUUAACCGAAAAUAAGAUUUUUUUUUUUUAUUUCGUAUUCCUAAAAUAUUUAAUAUAUAAAAUCAUGAAACUUUUGUUAACAUAUAUAUUCUUUCUUCUAUUGCUCUUAACAAAGGAGAUAUUCAACUGACCCUUCAUUUCUAAUUAAUUAAUCUGUACAUGUAGGUAUAUAUAAUUUUAAAAAGAUGUUAAGAGAGACAAAGAGAGAGAGAAGAAAAAACUAUACUAAAUUUUUAUGCAUUGUAUCGAAGGUCCUUAGUCGUAAGAUAUAUAUUGUAAUUAAAGUCCACCAUUGUAAUUACUUAGAAUAUGCACUUUGAUAUACAUACGUGUUGGAAUUGUCCAUUAUUGCAUAAACAAGCGCAUACAUCGAUGUUUAUGUCGUGUGCAAACAAAUCGAAUCUCAAGCAAACAUCAAUUUCUACGUGAAUGCUUAUAUUAUUAUUAUUUUUUUUUUUAUUAUUAUUUUUAUUAUUAUUUUUAUUAUUAUUAUUAUUAACUAUUAUUACUAUCAUCAUCAUUCUUAUUCUUGUUCUUAUUAUUAUUCGUAUAUUUCUACUUUUUAUUAUUAUUAUUAUUAUUAUUAUUACUAUUAUUAUUUGUAUUAUUAUUAGAUGCAUCCAAUCGUCGUACGAACGCACGCACGUUCACUUGCCAUUUUUUCUUGUAUGAAAAAAGAAAAAGAAGAAAAUCUGAAAAAGAAACCAAAAAAAAAAGAAAAGAAAAAAAAAGAAAAAAAAAAGAAUUCCGGUGUGAAUCGUUUGCAGAAUUUUUCAUAAGCAAAGCGCAAGAAUAAGCGCGCGAUUUCUCGCAACUAGACAUUACCUGUGAAUACGACCAAAAAUAAAUUAAAAAAGAAAAAGAAAAAGAAAAAAAGGGAAAGAAAAAGAAGAAAGAGAGAGAAGCUUAGACGAAAGGGGAGGAUACUGAGAUCUAGUUAGAAAUUCAAAAUUUACCAAAGUGUUUAGGAUGAAUUAAACUAGUCUUUUGUAAACUACAAACACAAAAUAAUAUAUAAUAUAUUAAUAUAUAUUAUAUAUAUACAUACAUAUAUAUAUAUAUAUAUUUUCAGAAUUAUGUGCUAGAAAUGUCUGAACGCGUAGAUAGAAGACAAUAUAAUAACUGUGUCACGUUCUACUCUAAUUGAAAGUAAUGAAAUACGCAAUGUGAAUUAGCGCAUAUUUUUAAUAAAUGGAUCGUAAAAUAAACAAG
Vespula vulgaris is the source of this 8804-nucleotide messenger RNA. It is a transcript of the gene Flo2, whose product is annotated as flotillin-2. The record is from RefSeq and is a predicted model, not a curated record. Gene Ontology annotation, biological process: protein localization to plasma membrane; regulation of myoblast differentiation. Bases 595 to 2106 code for a protein of 503 amino acids. Gene Ontology annotation, cellular component: plasma membrane. The transcript has 8 exons. Lineage: Eukaryota; Metazoa; Arthropoda; Insecta; Hymenoptera; Vespidae.